Messenger RNA from Xenia sp. Carnegie-2017, 5617 nucleotides. RefSeq names its product voltage-dependent R-type calcium channel subunit alpha-1E-like. Gene Ontology annotation, cellular component: membrane; voltage-gated calcium channel complex. Lineage: Eukaryota; Metazoa; Cnidaria; Anthozoa; Malacalcyonacea; Xeniidae. The record is from RefSeq and is a predicted model, not a curated record. Gene Ontology annotation, biological process: calcium ion import across plasma membrane. Gene Ontology annotation, molecular function: high voltage-gated calcium channel activity; calcium ion binding.
AAAUUAUUUGCAAAGAAACUUCGGAAUAAAAGCUAAAAUGAAUGAACGCGGGCGAAUGAAGUUUUGCUCCACUUUUUUUUAACAGUAGGUAUAUUUUCGUCGCCGGAGGGAAGCUCGUACAACGAUACAUUUUGAGGACGUUAUUCAUCGCGUUUCUGUACCGAAUAUGGAUGAUAAAAGACAGCCGUAUUUUUCUGACAAUAUGGACGACGAUGUUCAAAACAAUACUUUAGAAGAAAUGGAUUUUCAAGAGCGUCGGUUUGGGUCACAAGCCGAGGUCAUACCUACUAGAAAAUCUUACACUUCAUUAUGGUUGUUUAAAGAAACAAAUCCAUUCCGAAUUCGAUGCAGAAAUAUUGUCGAGUCUAAACCUUUCGAUUAUUUUAUCUUGGCGACGAUAUUUGCAAACUGUGUUUUACUAGCAAUGAAUAAACCUCUUCCUAAAGACGACAAAAGUGAAACGAACGAAAGAAUUGAAAAAGCUGAAAUAUACCUAUUGGCAAUUUUUGGUUUUGAAUGCAUCAUGAAAAUCAUCGCAUUUGGAUUUCUACUUCAUCCUGGUUCAUAUUUGCGAAAUGGAUGGAAUGUUUUAGACUUUGUUGUAGUAAUCACAGGGUUUCUCAGUCUGCCACAGUUAUCUUUGAAUAUAAAUGCUGGAAGCUUGAAAGCUUUAAGGGCAAUAAGAGUUCUCAGACCAUUGAAGCUUGUCUCCGGCAUUCCCAGUUUGCAAGUUGUUAUGAAGUCUAUAAUGUGCGCCAUUAGCCCGCUGCUUCAGAUCUGUCUUCUUGUUGGAUUCGUCAUCGUGCUCUACGCCAUCAUUGGUUUACAAUUUCUGAAUGGGUCUUUUCACCGAGUGUGUGUUGAGGAAAACUCAACUGUUUUACCGGAAGCGGACGACCUUGAGAUAUGUGGUAAAAAGAAUGGUUAUGGAAAGAAUUGUCCUGACGGAGAAGAAUGUAAAGAACUAUGGAAAGCGGGACCAAAUGAUGGCAUUACGAAUUUUGAUAAUAUAUUUCUUGCAAUGCUUACUGUGUUCCAAGUUAUAACUAACGAAGGAUGGACAGAUAUAAUGUACUGGUCAUUCAAUGCGUUAGAUGACAACGCUUACUACUUUUGGUUCUUUUAUUAUUCUCUCGUUGUUAUUGGCUCAUUUUUUAUGUUAAACUUGGUUCUGGGUGUUCUUAGUGGAGAGUUCGCAAAGGAAAGAGAGAGAGUAGAAAAUCGUAAAGCAUUUUUGAAAGUAAGAAGAUCAGAGCAAGUUGAGCGACAAGUUACUGGUUAUUUAGAUUGGUUGAGUAAAGCAGAGGAUAUUAUAAUGGAAGAGGAAGAAAAUGGCGAUGUGAUGGAUUUUGAAAGAUACGAAGGAGGUGUGGCCAUGACGUCAGAUGUACUUGCUCGAAGAAGGCAUAAUGCCAAAAUUGAUGAAGGAUUUUGGAAGAAUUUGAUACGUCGCAAUAAGCGAUGGCGGGUAAAAAUGCGUCACGUGGUGAAACAUCAAGCUUUUUAUUGGUUAAUUAUCACGUGUGUGUUUCUCAACACUGUAAGCGUAGCUAUGUUACAUUACAAACAACCUGAUUGGUUGACACAAAUGCAAGAUAUUGCUGAAGCGAUAUUUUUGAGUUUCUUUUUUGUUGAGAUGUGCCUUAAGAUUUAUGGUCUUGGAUUUCAAAUUUAUUUCAAUUCCCAAUUUAACAGAUUUGACUUCAUCAUUGUUUGGUGCAGUAUUGUUGAGUAUAUUUUGUCCAAAGUUGAAGGAAUAAAUCUUGGUAUAUCAGUACUAAGAUCACUUCGUUUACUGCGAUUGUUUAAAUUUACAAGAUAUUGGUCGUCACUUCGUAAUCUUAUAACAUCUCUACUGGGAAGCAUAAAGUCAAUUCUCAGUUUAUUAUUCCUUUUGUUUCUCUUCAUUCUUAUUUUUGCGCUACUUGGAAUGCAAUUAUUUGGCGCACAGUUCAAGUUGUAUCGUGAGGAAAAUCCCCGUACGAAUUUCGAUGACUUUGGAAACGCCAUUUUGGCCGUUUUUCAAAUUCUUACUGGGGAGGACUGGAAUGCAGUGAUGUAUGAUGGCGUGGUUUCUCGUGGCGGACCGCAGUCUGCAGCUGGACUCGCUGCUUCCUUGUAUUUUGUUCUUCUGGUUGUGUUGGGAAAUUAUACGUUAUUGAACGUCUUCUUGGCUAUCGCAGUAGAUAAUUUGGCAAAUGCUCAGCAGCUGAGCGAGGAUGAAGAAGCCGAGGAACUAGCCAGGGAAGAAAAAAAGCGAGAGAUCAAGGCGGAAUUCAUGAAAACAAUCAGGAACAAUGGUCAUGCUACUAACACUGCAAUGGAUAUUGAUGGUCAUCAAAGGACUGGAAAUGAGUUUGAACAAGACGAUGAUGGUCAACUACGAAAUUCAAGCAUUAUGCAAACGUUGAAGAACCCCGAAAGAAUUGUUCCAUUUCACACGGAACCAUCUAUAAUCAACACAAAGACGUUUUUUAUCUUCUCUCCAACAAAUCCUGUUCGUAGAAUAACUCACAGGAUAGUGAAUUUUCCAAAUUUUGACAAUGCAAUAUUGGUUUGCAUCCUUAUAAGUAGCGUUUUAUUGGCUUGUGAAGACGUCGUCAAUGAAGAAGCUAAAAUUAACAAGGUUCUGCUUUAUUUUGACUACGUUUUCACGACUAUAUUUGCGUUUGAAGUUGUCGUAAAGAUGAUCGAUUAUGGUGUGGUGCUUCACAAAGGUUCAUAUCUUAGAGACGGAUGGAAUUUCAUUGAUGCUUUGGUUGUGUGCGCUGCUAUUGCUUCAUUAGUUUUGGUAUCAAAUCCAAAUUCCUCACCAGACGCUCAGAAGAUCGUGAAACUACUUCGCGUUCUUCGUGUUUUACGUCCUCUCAAGGCUGUGAAUAAAUCUGAAAAUCUUAAGGCUGUGUUCCAGUGUAUUGUUUUCUCUCUCAAGAAUGUCAUGAAUAUUUUACUUAUUACAAUGCUUUUCUUAUUUAUAUUUGCUUGCAUCGGAGUUCAACUCUUUCAAGGAAAAUUUUUUUCCUGUAACGAUAAGUCCAAGAUGACUGAAGAAGAAUGCAAAGGUGUUUUUUUCGAAUACAAGAGCGACCUUAGUGAUAUUGAUAAUCCUACGGAUAGCGCACGGAAGUGGUCAAAACAAGCUUGGCAUUUUGAUAAUGUGUUUUACGCUAUGAGUACCCUGUUUGCUUCUUCUACAGGCGAAGGAUGGCCUGCUGUGAUGCAAUCGGCAAUUGACGCCACCGACAUCGACCGAGGACCAAUCGUGAACAAUCAAAUCGAAGUGUCUUUGUAUUUCAUUCUGUUCGUCGUCAUUUUCUCAUUUUUCUUCAUCAACAUUUUUGUCGCUUUAAUUAUUCUUACAUUCCAAGACGAAAAAGAAAAGGAGCAGGGGAACUGUGAACUAGAGAGAAAUCAGCGCGACUGUCUUCAUAUUGCUAUAAUAAAGAAACCAAUCCAACGUUUCAUGCCGGAUAAUCCAAACGCGCCUCGUUAUCGUGUAUGGCAAAUUGUUGAUUCAGCACCAUUUGAAUAUUUCAUUAUGUUACUUAUUAUUCUCAACACGUUGACCAUGAUGAUGAAGUAUUACAAUGAAUCUGCUACAUAUCGCAUGUAUCUGGACAGAUUUAAUGAAGUUUUUACCUUUUUAUUCACGUUGGAGGCUGUUUUAAAGUUGUAUGUUUUCAGAUUGAACUAUUUCCGUGAUGGCUGGAAUUGCUUUGAUUUCGUUAUCGUAUUGGGAAGUCUGUUGGAUUUUAUAUUGACUCAUGCAUCUCCGAGCGGCGACCUUCCCUUUGACGUGAGCAUGUUCAGAUUGUUCCGUGCUGCGAGAUUAGUCAAGUUAUUAAAACGAGGUUAUACCAUUCGAAUACUGUUGUGGACAUUUCUUCAAUCUUUUAAAUCUCUUCCUUAUGUUGGAAUUAUGAUUGCACUGUUAUUUUUCAUUUAUGCCAUCAUUGGUAUGCAGUUAUUUGGUAAAAUCGCCACAGACUCCGAGGAUAUAACAUCUAGAAACAAUUUUAGAAGUUUCUUCCCUGCUAUACAAGUUCUAUUUCGAGCUUCUACUGGUGAAAAUUGGCAUAACAUCAUGUUAGCGUGUGACUCUAAUGCUCCAUGUACAAGACGCAGUCCCAUCGAUGACUGGGAAAAAUGUGGCACUCCAUUUACAUAUCUAUACUUCAUUAGUUUUGUAUUUUUGUGUUCGUUUUUGAUGCUAAACCUGUUUGUUGCUGUUAUCAUGGAUAACUUUGAAUAUCUUACUCGCGAUGAAUCCAUUCUCGGUCCACAUCAUUUGGACGAGUUUGUAAGAGUUUGGGCAGAAUUUGAUCCAGCUGCAACAGGUCGUAUUAAACAUACAGAAGUUUGUCAGUUACUACGUCAAAUGGUACCGCCUGUUGGUAUUGGUAUGAAAUGUCCAAAGAUUGUUGCGUAUAAGCGUCUUAUUAAGAUGAAUAUGCCACUUGAUGCAGAUGGGACAGUGGAGUUUACGGCGACAUUGUUUGCUUUAGUGAGAACUGCACUUGGUAUUCUCACAGAUCAUAAUAAUCUGAAGAAGAACGAUAAAGAAAUGAUUGCGUUACUCAAAAAAGCUUGGCCAAAGCUCACGAAGAAUACUUUAGACAAAAUAUUACCAAAACCACCAAGAAAUACAGGCACCAUGCAGAUGACUGUAGGGAAAAUAUACUGCGCAAAGUUGAUCUACGAAAAUUAUAAAUUUUUGAAAAAGAAAGGGGACGCUCAGGAUGGCGCUAAUCUUUUCAAUCGAUUUGUUGGUGGUAAUGGUUUUAGAAAUGUACAUAAUAGUCCAGAUUUGGAGAGAAGGGAGGAUAUCCCAAUGAGACCUCUACAAUCCACUGCUACUCCUGCAGAUAUCUCCCAUCAAAGAUUCUUACCACCUUCCUUAUUAUCGCCGCAAAGUAGGCAGCAUUCACACAGUUCAAUAAAUAAUUCAUCACCUGUGCCACGAUUUGCUGGGGACAGCGAUAUCUCAGAGAAUGGUUACCAUCCAAGUAUCAAUCAGCACAUUGCUAUGGCAAUCAGAAGUGGUAAGAGUCCGUAUGCCAUAUAUGGACUGCAGGAUAUUGAUGAUGGAGAUGAUUGGUGUUAAAAUGAAGAGAAUUGAAAAUCCAUACCCAAUCAACGUCAAAUGAUGAUCUUGAAAACCGAAAUGAACAUCGCCUAUUUAAAAGAUAUGGACAAUUUUUUGUCUGGGCGUCAAAGAUGAUGCAGGUGUAAGUUGCUAUUCAAGGACUUCCAUACUCAUAAAUGCUUCAAACAUUCGAACAAACUUCUUUGUGUCACGUGGUGUAUAGUACAACGCCCUGAUUGAUAGAACGUUCGCUGGAACUUAAUUGCACAAAAGGUAAAAAUAGUUAGAACAUGGGAAGAUUAGUUUAAUAGAACAUAAUUGUGACGUAGUAGUAAAAUGCUUUUUAUCACAUAUCUAAAAUAUUUAUUAAGGUGUAUUUAUGUUAAAACUCCGACACCUUGUUGUAAUUAGUUUUUAACGAAAAUUAAAUAGAAUCAAUCGGUAAAUUUUAAAUUUGCAUUUCUUAAAAAAAUUCAACACCUUUUGUAAGUAUUGUAAAUAAAAUCACCCAAUAAAAAUUCUUGUUAUGGA